UUAAUCGUAUUUGACAUGGGGCAACCACGUGGUUGCUUAGAGGGAGAGAUUUGGAUGGGACAGCCUUCCUUUUAGCCUUCUUCUCAGACUGUCUUCAUCAGCAUGGAUGUUUUGACAGAUCAAGACGUGCAAACGUACCGGGAUGAGGGCUAUCUGGUGCUGGACGGCCUUCUGUCCCCAGAGGAGUGUGAUGCUUUACGGGACCGUAUGAGUGAGAUCAUUGAGCGGAUGGACGUUCCUGAACACUGCAGGACACAGUUCUCCACUGACCACGACGAGCAGCUUAAAAUACAGGGAAAUGCAGACUAUUUCAUCACCAGUGGAGACAAGAUCCGUUUCUUCUUUGAGAAAGGAGUGUUUGAUGAUAAAGGAGAGUUCAUUGUGCCAAGAGAACAAUCCUUGAAUAAAAUUGGACAUGCUCUCCAUGCUUAUGAGCCGCUGUUUAAAGCGGUCACCCACUCACCCAAAGUUCAAAAUCUGGCAAAGAAACUCGGCCUGAUAAAUCCUGUUCUUCUGCAGAGUAUGUACAUCUUUAAGCAACCAGGGAUUGGUGGAGAAGUGACCUCUCACCAGGACGCCACCUUCCUUUACACACAGCCUCUGGGAAGAGUGAUGGGCGUGUGGAUCGCUCUGGAGGACGCUACACUGGAGAACGGCUGUCUGUGGUUCAUUCCGGGAUCACACAAGGAUGGGAUUACCAGGCGAAUGGUGCGGACACCUAAAGGCACGUUUCCUCUGACUGAUUUCAUUGGCCGAGAGAAGAAUUACGAUGACAAGCUCUUCGUUCCUGCUCCUGUUAAAAAAGGUGGAGUGGUUCUGAUUCACGGUGAAGUCGUCCACCGCAGCGCUGCAAACACAUCUGACGCCUCACGCCACGUUUACACCUUUCACAUUAUGGAGUCUCAAAACACCGUUUGGAGUCCUGAAAAUUGGCUACAACCAACAGAAGAGCUGCCCUUCCCGUCCCUCUACAACUAAACACAGAAAUAACACCAAAACAGACCUGAUAACACGUGUUACCAAUGAUGCUGAAGAUACAGGACAGUCACAUGACUAUAAUGAGCCUUUUUAACAUCUCGACCAACAAUCACCCCUUUAAAUAUGAAGUUUUGUAAAUGGACCAAAAAAUGUGAAUCAUUUUGAAUUAACUACAACCACGACAGUGUUAAUAAAAGGCUAGUUUUUGUUAACCAAAGAGUGUUUAUUAUUUCUAAUCUGAAUUUUAGAAAGCAAGAAACAUUUAAUUUUAUUAGAAAUUCACUUUAUUUUCUUUAACGCAACAUUCUCUGAGUACCCAACAAAAUCAAUACAAUAUAGAAAAGGUAUAAUCUGGAUUUCAAGACAAAGAAAAUAAAUGACCAAACUGCAGUUCUCAUGUCAACCAAUCACUGACAGGAAAAUCUGAAAAAUAAUUCAUAGACACUGCUGAAAAACCAACUUCAACAAAGAUAGCAACAAAAAGAACCCAUGAUAUUUAACAUAAAAAAAGUUCCAAGAGAUUUUUUUCACAAUAGUCUGAAAGUCACUUAUAUUAUUGUUUCAUGCUGAGUCACUUGUGUUGUAAAAACUGGUCUUUUGAUGCAAAGUAAAAGCAAUUAUUUGAACAAAAAGUAUUUUCUGUAAAUACACAAACCAUUAAAAAUGAUGAUUUACAAAAUAAACAUUCAACAAUC
This is a messenger RNA of Onychostoma macrolepis, 1673 nucleotides long. RefSeq names its product phytanoyl-CoA dioxygenase domain containing 1 (gene phyhd1). The coding region runs from base 103 to 978 and encodes 291 amino acids. The record is from RefSeq and is a predicted model, not a curated record. The transcript is spliced from 11 exons. Lineage: Eukaryota; Metazoa; Chordata; Actinopteri; Cypriniformes; Cyprinidae.